AUGCAGGCCAUCGUCCCGUCCAGCUUCGCUGCAGCCCGUCCUGAUGUCUGGCCUGGCGCAUGCAAACAUAUUAUAAGCUUGUCAGCCGCGCAAUGGCCGGGCAGGCAGCGGCAUCGUCUCCCCUUCGCGCAGUAUCGCGAAUCAUCCGGUCCUUACUCUCGCUUCUUUGGUCCUAUGCAACGUACACUCAGCUAUACCGAUCCGGAUUCACUCCACGUCUGUCGGCCUCUCGAUACUCGCGUGGCCUCGUCGGACUCCGGUUAUGAAACAGGCAAUGACACGGAAUCCACGCUCCUAACUCCGACUGAGACAACAUCAUUACUCGCACAUGCUAUCUCUCCGUCGUCAAGUGCACGAGACAUAUUGGCCACAGCUGAGGAAGGCGAGAACGACUCGCGCAAGACUGUCGGCAUAACACCAGUCCCUACCAAACAGCUCGUUGUGCUCUGCAUUUGUCGAAUCGCCGAUCCAGUCGCUUUCACCCAGAUCUUCCCUUACAUCAAUGAGAUGCUCGCAUCUCUAGCCAUCGAGGAUGAGCGGCUGCCGUUCUAUGCCGGCCUCGUCGAGAGCGUCUUUGCGAUCGCGCAACUCUCUACAAUCUACCUUUGGGCGCGUCUUUCUGAUCGCUUCGGGCGGCGGCCAAUCAUAUUCAUCGGCGCUUUGGGAAUGGCAAUGAGCACUCUGGUCUUCGGAACGUCGAAGAGUCUCCCAGCUGUGCUCAUAGCGCGGAGCUCAGGUGGUUUGUUCUCUGGGAACGUCGCCGUGAUGCACUCGACGCUUGGAGAGCUCACCGAUGCCACUAACCAAGCCCUUGCCUUCCCAAUCUACGGUCUCGCCUGGCCUUUAGGAUCGAUCCUCGGCCCGCUGAUCGGCGGUACCUUCUCCAAUCCGGCCACUCACUUUCCCUCGGUCUUUACUGGUACCUUCUGGCAAUCGCAUCCGUACUUCCUCCCUUGCGCCUUUUCGGCAUCUUUCUCCGUGAUAGGAGUCACACUAGGCUACUUCUUUCUCCAAGAAACUCUGCCCAACAAGCCGGAUGGAGACGUGGCGAAGGAAGAUGCCACCCUCAGCACUCGCGAGCUCCUUCGACUGCCUGCUCUCCGCGCACUCUGUGUUUCAGGUGCUGGCCUGAGCUUCAUCUCUACGGCUUUCGAUGUCACUUUUGUACUCUACUGCUACGAAUCGGUUGAGCGAGGAGGACUAGGUUUCUCUGCUGCGGAGAUUGGCAUGGCGCUCGCGCUCGCCGGCAUCAUGUCCGGUCUCAUUCAACUCUUCAUCACGCCGAUUCUUCUGGCACGCUGCGAUCUCGCACGCCUCUACCGCAUCUCAUGCUUACUCUGGGCACCCGCCUUGCUUUGCGUUCCACUCCUUUCAUACUGUCUUGCCUGGUCGCCUGCCGCGCUCUGGGUGGCCAUCGCAGCGCUUCUGGGGCUCAGCAAGAUCGCAGGUCUCGCUUACGCCACUGGCAUGAUCCUGGUCAAGGGCGCCUCGCCCAGUCCGAGCGAAUUGGGCGCGGCUAACGGACUUGUGCAGACAUUCAUGGUUGGCGCCCGUUCCUUCGCACCUGCGAGUGCUAGUGCACUCUUCGGCAUGGCGACCGCCGGAUGGUGGGCCGUCGUCCUAGCUGUCCUCGCGCUCGGCGGUUGGACUCUUUCGUGGGGUGUUGUGUGCGAAGGCGAGAUUGAUCGCGAUGCCGCCGGUUGUGCCUUCGAAUAG
Peniophora sp. CBMAI 1063 is the source of this 1716-nucleotide messenger RNA. Lineage: Eukaryota; Fungi; Basidiomycota; Agaricomycetes; Russulales; Peniophoraceae. The record is from the annotation of a GenBank genome assembly.